Messenger RNA from Populus trichocarpa (black cottonwood), 1243 nucleotides. RefSeq lists its product as uncharacterized. The coding region runs from base 140 to 1042 and encodes 300 amino acids. Lineage: Eukaryota; Viridiplantae; Streptophyta; Magnoliopsida; Malpighiales; Salicaceae. The transcript is spliced from 2 exons. The record is from RefSeq and is a predicted model, not a curated record.
AUAUUGACUAUCAAGGGUCGAUGAUGAUAUUACCCCCCAUACCCAACUCCCUUCAGCCAAACAAACCACAAUCACUCCCUUUCCUCUCCUCUCUUCCAUUCAAUUUCUCCCUAACAACAACAGCAACAAAAAAAAAAUCAUGCUAAACCCUGGCACAGAAUCGCCCGAUGACCAAGUCCAUUCAGGUGACAGAUAUAAUAGUAAUGGUAUCCUAAGUUAUGGUGUUUUAUCAAGAAAAACAGCAGAUAACUAUGGCAACUACCAGGGUUGGAAUAGCAUGGGGAUAUUUGGAGCUCAAAGAAAGGAUGUACAAGCUGAGGAGUCUGGGGUUUGCUCACCUCCCUUGUGGAGGACUAGUCCACCGAGAAGCCCCCAGCAUCGCCAAAAUCAUUACCGGAGUCUUUCUCCAUCAUCAAGGACUCAAGCUAUUGCUAGAGGCCAAAAGGAGCUCAUGGAGAUGGUGAGUAGAAUGCCCGAGGGAUGUUAUGAGCUAUCUUUAAGAGAUAUUGUGGAGCAGCCAAUGGUGGUUGCUGAUGCUAAAGAAGAAAGUUUUAGCGAAGAUAGGAGCAUAAUCAAUCAAGGAGAUAUGCAUAUAUUAAGAAGGGAACAAGAGAAAAAGAAGAAGAAGAAGAAGAUUGAAAAAAAAGUGCAUAUGAAUAGAAGUGGAAGCUCAAUUAAUGAAGGGUUUCUUCUGAAGAUGGUUUUUCCAAUUUCUUUUGGUUCAAGAAAGAAGAAAAAAAAUAAUAAUAGUAAUCCUCCGAUCAUCAAUAACAGUUUAAGAGACGGAAGGGUUUCUCCGAGGCCUUUGCUAUAUGAUAAUGGAUCUGAAAAAAGCGCCGAUGAAGAGUGGUGGAACAAUAAAUUCCCAGAAUCUAGGGACAGUGAGAGUGGUACUGCAUUGAGUAGCAGUAAUAGUGGAAGUUCAAAAAGCAGCGGCAGCAGCAGCGGCAGCAGUAGAAGUAGCAGCAGAAACAGCAGCAGGCGCGGAAGAGGUGGUUGCUGGUCUUUCAUUUUUGCCAAGAAAGGCAAAGCAGCAAAAUGAAUAUAUGAUCCGUCUUGUGUAAAUUAGACUGGGUGUUGCACGUAAUGUUUUUGCUAUCCCUCUGCAAAUAAUGUUGAAAUAUCUGGCAGAAUAUAAAAGAUUCUAAUGGCAGCUAAGAUUUCCAGCAAUGUAUAUCCUUGCUUGCUGAUGCUUCAAGUAUCUGCUACGAAUUUUAUUUAUUUAUUUUUAUUUCAGUUUCUA